AUGUCCAGUGCCACUCAAACCACAGACUCCUCUGCAGAUGCUAAACCCAAGCCAGUCAUAUUCUGCAUUGGUAUGGCUGGUUCAGGUAAAACCACAUUCAUGCAGAGAUUGAACUCUCACAUCCACUCAAAGAAACAAAUUCCAUAUGUCAUCAAUUUGGAUCCCGCGGUGCUCAAAGUCCCAUUUGGUGCCAAUAUCGACAUAAGGGACUCAAUAAAGUAUAAAAAAGUGAUGGAGGAAUACAACUUGGGUCCAAAUGGUGCCAUUGUAACCUCGUUGAACUUAUUCUCCACCAAGAUUGAUCAAGUCAUCAAGUUGGUUGAUAAGAAGCAAGAUAAGAUAUCCAAUGUGAUUAUUGAUACACCUGGACAAAUCGAAUGUUUCAUAUGGAGUGCUAGUGGGUCAAUCAUAACUGAAGCUUUCGCGUCAUCGUACCCUACUGUAAUUGCUUAUAUUGUUGAUACUCCAAGAACAACCAGUCCUACUACGUUCAUGUCAAAUAUGCUUUACGCCUGUUCCAUAUUGUACAAGACCAAACUCCCCAUGAUUGUGGUGUUCAACAAGACCGAUGUACAAAGCUGUGACUUUGCCAAGGAAUGGAUGAGCGAUUUUGAGAAUUUCCAAAUGGCGGUGCAAAAGGAUCAACAACAGAACGAAGAGCAAGGCAGUGGAUACAUGAGCAGUUUGGUGAAUUCAAUGUCGCUAAUGUUGGAAGAGUUUUAUUCUAAUCUAGACGUGGUCGGAGUGAGUUCAUACACUGGUCAGGGGUUUGAUGAGUUUAUGAAUGCUGUGGAUAAUAAAGUUGAUGAGUAUAAUGAGUUCUACAAGGCCGAAAGAGAACGGAUAUUGAAAAAGAAGGAAGAGGAUGAGAAAAAGAGACAAACGAAAUCUUUGAAUAAAUUGAUGAAGGAUAUGGAUAUGAAGGAUAAGAAGAAGAAGAAGAAGAAGGACGGCCAGGAUGGCGAAGUUUUAUCCGACUUUGAUGAUGAUGAGGAUGUGGAUGAGGAACUACAAGGAGAAGUAUUGCCUGAUGAGGAAGAAGAAGAUGGGGACCAGUUGGGUAACCCAUCACGGGAAUAUACUUUUGCCGAAGACCGUCAAUCGGAGUUGGAUGCAACUAAGGAUGCUGACUUGCAAGCUAGAUAUCAACAAGCAAUGGAAGCUAGAGGAAAGCCAGUGUCGUCGCAAACUGCAGAAAACAUUGCUAAUUACAUCAAUAGAACUCAAUAG
Lodderomyces theae is the source of this 1230-nucleotide messenger RNA. Its product is annotated as GTPase. Gene Ontology annotation, molecular function: GTPase activity. Bases 1 to 1230 code for a protein of 409 amino acids. The record is from RefSeq and is a predicted model, not a curated record. The transcript has a single exon. NCBI's taxonomy places the organism in Eukaryota, Fungi, Ascomycota, Pichiomycetes, Serinales, Debaryomycetaceae.